AUGUUUGAUCACCAACUCCUUGUCACUGAGGUCCCCGAGUCAGUCUGGGGCGUCCUGCUGUCGCUCAGCCCCGCCGACUAUAAAACCGUCCACCUGCAGCGCACGAAGAGUAGCAGGGGCAGCGACCUGGAAAAGUUUGGGUACCAGAUUGGGCGGCACAAGCGCUGCGACGUGCAAAUCAACAACCCUCAUAUCAGCAACCACCACUGUCUGAUAUACCGCGUAGAGAGCGAGAACGCUGUGUAUAUUGAGGACACCAGCACGAACGGUACGUUCCUGAAUAAGGAGCGUAUGGAGAGGAAUAUACCGGUUAGGCUGCAUGACGGGGAUGAGAUUCAGCUGGUCCGCUUUUACAAGUUCCAGAAUCUCGCUGUGCAUCGCAACGAAUCUCGCGUAUUUACUCAGAGUUAUUUGCUCGAUAGGCGUCUGGGUAAAGGUGCAUUUGCCAGCGUGUAUUUGGUUAGGAAUCGCGUGACGGGCGCGCGGUAUGCGGCCAAGAUUAUUGACCGUAGGGCAAUUGUGCAUGCGGAAAAGUUGGAGAAACUGGACUUGACUUUUCAGAAGGAGGCGUCGAUUUUGUCGCGGGUCAAGCAUCCGUCGAUUGUGCAGAUUCAUGGGGCGUUUAGGGAGCACGAUAACAUGUAUUUGCUCUUGGAUUUGGCUGAUGGAGGUGAGUUGUUCGAUGAGGUUGUUAAUCGGGGGUGUCUCGGCGAGGACGAUACCCGCCGGAUUCUCCUGCAGUUGCUUUUGGCCGUUAGGUACCUUAACCGCAGGGAUAUAGUCCACCGCGAUAUCAAGUUGGAGAACAUUCUGCUGACGGAUGCGCAUUCUAUGCGAGUCAAGCUGGCGGACUUUGGGUUGGCAAAGAUUGUCGGUGAUGAUACGUUUAUGAGGACCGUGUGCGGUACCCCCAUGUAUGUGGCUCCCGAGGUGCUGACUGUCAAUAGGACGGGCCGGUACGAUAGGCAGGUUGAUAUGUGGAGUCUCGGCGUCGUCAUUUUUAUCUGCCUUUCUGGACGCCCGCCGUUUUCUGACCAGGAUUCGACGAUUUCGAUGCGCGAGCAGAUUCUUAGCGGCAAUGCUAUCUAUGAUGAAAAGGACUGGUGCACUGUUUCUCCUGGAGCGCGGGACCUUGUUAGUCGGAUGAUUAAGGUCAAUCCGCGGGAGCGGAUCACUGUUGAGCGGGCGUUGGAGGAUGAAUGGCUGGGUGCCAAG
Kickxella alabastrina is the source of this 1215-nucleotide messenger RNA. Its product is annotated as kinase-like domain-containing protein. The annotation marks the transcript as partial. Gene Ontology annotation, biological process: protein phosphorylation. The transcript is spliced from 2 exons. Gene Ontology annotation, molecular function: protein kinase activity; protein binding; ATP binding. The record is from RefSeq and is a predicted model, not a curated record. NCBI's taxonomy places the organism in Eukaryota, Fungi, Kickxellomycota, Kickxellomycetes, Kickxellales, Kickxellaceae.